Messenger RNA from Chara braunii, 2328 nucleotides. NCBI's taxonomy places the organism in Eukaryota, Viridiplantae, Streptophyta, Charophyceae, Charales, Characeae. The record is from the annotation of a GenBank genome assembly.
AUGGGCACCGAGUGUGUGCUGAGUGGGUAUCCUCGCUGCAACUGUGCUGGGGUGGGCCGGGGAGUUCAAUUUUUCAACUUUUUUUUUUUCCCAUCAUGGCCCAGGUCACAGCUCCCCCGCCGGCGCCGGUUAAGUCGGACAAAACGCAAGGGUCCAAUGUAGAUCUUAAAAGCAUUGUCCCUUUGCUGGACAUGGCUGUCAGUUCCAGAGAGACGAGGCUUAUGGCAAGGGUGAUCCGGCAGCUGAUGCUUCUGCGACCGAAGUUGAAGGUGCAGACUGUUGCCAAGUUUUUGAGGAACAGUUUGGGUGGAGCUCCAGAUGUGCAAGCGCAACUCCUCUCGUAUUUAACGCCGGCUAGGAAAGAGAUGGAGGUUGACUCCUCUGUUCCUGAUGGCUCACCUGCGGGCUCUGCUUCCACCGCAGCUGAUACAAGUGCCAAGGUGGUGAUUCCAGAGCUGGAGAUCUUUUCGUAUCUGCUGGUGUUAAUAUUUCUCAUCGAUCAGAAGCUGUACAACGAGGCAAAAACUUGCUCAUCGGCGGCUGUGAAGAGAUUACAACAAUUGAAUCGGCGAACCCUGGACCUUUUAGCGGCAAGGCUGUACAGCUACUAUUCGCUCAGCUACGAGCGAACAGACUCGCUUGCGGAAAUUCGGAGCACCUUGCUGGCGCUGCAUCGGACUGCAACACUUCGUCAUGACGAUAUUGGACAGGAAACUCUGCUCAACCUUCUGUUGCGCAACUAUCUGCACUACAACCUGUACGACCAAGCCGAGAAGUUGAGGUCCAAGACACAGCAGCCAGAACUGCACUCCAACCACCAAGUACCUCUUUUAUUUGGGCAGGAUUCGCACGAUCCAGCUGGAGUACACGGCUGCGAAAGAUUGUUUGGAGCAGGCGGCAAGGAAGGCUCCCCAGGCAGCAAGAGGCUUUCGGAUCCUGUGCAACAAGUGGGCAUCCAUCGUGCGACUUCUUCUUGGGGAGAUUCCGGAUCGCAACAGCUUUAUGCAGCCGGUCUGAUGUCUUCCUUCGGUUGGCCGAUGGCGUUGUUCGUAUACAGCUCUGCCUACAUGACAGCAGCUUGUGGCGAGCUGCUGCGAACGCCGUUGGUGAAAAUUGAUGAUCAAUCAGUCAGUGGCGACUUCAACGUCGAUGUGCACGACCUGCAAUGGUGGAUGGAUGUGCUGCCUGAGGAAGAUGAUGAAGAGUUGGAGGGGAGGCGCAAAGCUCCGGAGACUCUGAAUUUUGCUUCGUGCCUAGUUUGGAUGGCUGUGUCGUCUGAGGAAGAGGAGAAUCGAGGCAGCUCAAUGGUCCAAUGGCUCUGCACUGCUUCAGUUUUGUUUGGCUGAGCAGCUGUGCAUGUGAAAUGGAUGAAUGUUAUUAGUCCGCGUUGUGAUAAGGAUGCGGAAGUGCGCGUCAUCGACCUCCCUGGCUGCUGCGGCGAGCUGCGCUGGGUGGUGUUGUCACGGCCAUCCAUGGAGAAUUCUACCUCUCCUGCGGUGAACUGCAAUAGGAGGUGCUGGCCUGCCUACCUCAAUGAAUGACACUCCAGCAUUCUGUAACCAGCCGCUCGAUUGAUUGCUGAGCGUCGUGGCAAAUCACAGGUCAAGCAUUAAUAUCUGGCUUCGGGCGUUGUUGUGGAUGUUGUUGCUGUGCCGCUUUCUUCCGCCAUGGUGUCGAAUCUUUUGCUGUUAUGGUCUUGAAAGCACUUUGCUGUGUGGUGAUUGAUGGGCGCUGUCGCUGAUACUCUCCCAGUGUGUUUUGAGCAUUCUGCGCCGCUGUGUUAAACACCCUGCUGGCUGUGUAAGUGCAGAGGUGAGGGCCUUCUCCUCGACGGUGCCGAACAUUUUCACAGAUGCAACGCUAUGUUGAUCGACGCGUAUGAUGCUGUAUCUGUAGCUCAGACUUCAGAGCUGUUCCUUUCCAUCCACAAAGGUAUCUGUCACUCCCCAAAAAUAUCCUUAAUUGAAGUUAAUAAUGAGAAUUCAUUACUGGAGUGACGCUCGUGACGUCUCUUGCUUGGGUAUAGUAUGAUGGUCAACAGCAAUUGCACAGAUGCUUGAGGACCAGGGAGGGACCAAAAGUUUCCUGAAAUAACAUCUUCUACGCACCUUGAUGCACAACAACUGCUGGAUGCAACUGUUCAUUUGCCAUAGGUGCGAGAUACCGUUAGCCUUUUCUUCUCCACACCCUAGCUGGUCUCUUCCCAUGCUCCAGUGCCCAUUUUUUUCUUCAAGUUCUCGGUAGAGAGAGAGAGAGAGAGAGAGAGAGAGAGAGAGAGAGAGAGAGAGAGAGAGAGAGAGAGAGAGAGAGCAGUGUGUUUUGUUUACA